CGCGUACGCACACACACACGACCAAGAACGAGCCACCACGUCGCGUAUCAUUGCUCAGUUGCAUCGAGGCGUGACUGUUUGUGUCCCCUCCAUCUUCUCAACCUCCACCAGAACCGCACGCGCUUCCCGCUUGAUCUCUCCUCAGAGACACCUGCAAGAAGCCACCACCAUCAUGUCUGAGACAACGACAACAUGGACUGCGGACAAGGUUCGCGGCAAGUUCAUCUCCUACUUUGAGGAGCGCGGCCACAAGUUCUGGCCCUCCUCCUCCACCAUCCCCUUCAACGACCCCACCCUCCUCUUCGCCAACGCUGGCAUGAACCAGUACAAGGCCAAGUUCCUUGGCACGGACAGCAAGGACACGGAUCUGGGCAAGCUGACCCGCGCAGUCAACAGCCAGAAGUGCAUCCGCGCCGGCGGCAAGCACAACGACCUCGACGACGUCGGCAAGGACGUGUACCACCACACCUUCUUUGAGAUGCUCGGCAACUGGUCCUUUGGCGACUACUGGAAGGAGGAAGCCAUCGACUUUUCCUGGGAUCUCCUCACCAACGUCUUCCAGCUUGACCCGAACCGGCUGUACAUCACGUACUUUGAGGGCGACAGCGUGGUGCCGGCCGACGAGGAGACGCGCAGCCUCUGGAUGAAGCACGUCCCGCCAGAGCGCAUCCUCCCCUUUGACCGCAAGGACAACUUCUGGGAGAUGGGUGAGACGGGUCCUUGCGGGCCGUGCACGGAGAUCCACUACGACCGCAUUGGCGGCCGCGACGCAUCCCACCUCGUCAACAUGGACGACCCAGACGUCCUCGAGAUCUGGAACCUCGUGUUUAUGCAGUACAACAACGAGGGCAACGGCGUGCUGAAGACGCUGCCUGCCCAGCACGUGGACACGGGCAUGGGUCUUGAGCGCAUCCUCUCCGUGCUGCAGAACAAGACGUCAAACUACGACACCGACCUCUUCCUCCCCAUCUUCGCCGCCAUCAAGGAGAAGUGCGGCUGCAGGGAGUACACGGGCAAGGUGAACGAGGCUGACACGGACAUGGUUGACACGGCCUACCGCGUGGUGGCCGACCACAUCCGCACCCUCUGCAUCGCCAUCGCCGACGGCGGUCGUCCCGACAAGGACGGGCGUGGAUACAUUCUCCGCCUCGUCCUCCGCCGUGCCAUCAGGUUCUGCGAGGAGUAUCUCGGUGCCCCCGAGUACUUCUUUGCGUCGCUGGUGCCGGUGGUGGUGGACGUGCUUGGCGACGCGUUCCCCGAGCUGAGGAAGGACCCCGAGGAGACAAUUGCCGUCCUGAAGGAGGAGGAGAGGCAGUUCCGCCGCACCCUCUCGCGUGGCCGCCGCUACUUCAAGCGCGCCGUUGCCGCUGUUGGCGAGGACGGUGUCAUUGACGGCGACACGGCCUGGCGCCUCUGGGACACAUACGGCUUUCCCAUCCACCUCACAAUUGUGAUGGCUGAGGAGCGCGGCCUGAAGGUCGACAUGGACGGAUUUGAGGCCGCAAAGGCCCGCGCCGUCGAGAUUUCGCGUGCCGGCGGCGCUGCUGGGGAGACGAACCUCGACCUGGACGUCAACACGCUCGACGAGCUCAAGAAGAAGGGUGUCCCCGGCACCGAUGACGCUGCCAAGUAUGCGUACACCCGCGAUGAGAACGGAUCGUAUUCGUUCAGCGAUGCCGAGGGCACGGUGCUUGCGCUGCUGACGGAAGAGGGCGGUCUUGUGGACCGCGUGUCCGUCUCCGAGGACGACGAGGAGCUCCCGGUUGGCGUGGUCCUCGACAAGACAAACUUCUACGCUGAGCAGGGUGGCCAGAUUUACGACACUGGUCGCUUUGAAAGCACGACGGGCGCCCCCCUUGAGUUGGACGUCUUCAACGUGCAGAAGCGCGGCGCCUACUGCCUCCACGUCGCAACCCUCGCACAGGGCGAGCUGAAGGUUGGCGACAAGCUCACCCUCAAGUUUGACCACGACCGCCGCCGGCCGUGCAUGUCGAACCACACGGCCACGCACGUGCUCAACUACGCCCUCCGCUCCGUCCUCGGCGAGGCAGACCAGAAGGGCUCCCUUGUUGAGCCCGAGCGCCUUCGGUUUGACUUUACGGCAAAGAAGGGCAUGACGCCAGAGCAGCUCAAGCAGACGGAGGAGGUGGUCAACAAGAUUGUCAACGCCAACUACACCGUCUACGACAAGGACACGCCGCUCGCCCAGGCCCGCGCCAUCAACGGCCUCCGCGCCAUGUUCGGCGAGACGUACCCUGAUCCCGUGCGUGUGCUCUCCGUGGGUGCAAGCAUCGACGACAUGGUUGCUGACCCAGCCGCCUCUUAUGCUGUCGACUACUCGGUCGAGUUUUGCGGUGGAACGCACGUGAAGAACUCUGGGGACAUUGGUCCAUUCACGAUCCUGUCUGAGGAGGCCGUCGCCAAGGGCAUUCGCCGCAUCGUCGCCGUCACGGGCCAGGAGGCCCUCAAGGCCCACCGCGCUGCCGAUGCGUAUGAGCGUCGCAUCCGUGAUGACCUCGACGCCAAGGAGGUGACGUCGCUUGAUGCAGAGCUCGGCACAGCCACCAUCCCCGCCGUCCGCAAGGAGGAGAUGCGCGCCCGCCUGAAGGCAAUGAGCAAGAAGCACGCUGAGGCGCGCCUUGCCGAGCGCAAGGCCAAGGCCGCCCACGCCAAGACGCGCGCCAACGAGCUCAUCGAGGAGAAGCCCGAGGGAUUCGUUGUCGAGACGCUCGACGUCGGCGCAAACGCAAAGGCUAUUGGUGAGGCGCUGAAGCUGCUGAAGAAGAAGCUGCCUGAUGUCGCCUUUAUGUUUUUUGGUGCCGAGGAGGGCGCCGUCGCAUACACGUGCCAGGUCCCCAAGGCUAUGGUCGAUGAGAAGGGCAUCAAGGCCUCGGAAUGGAUCAAGCGCGUGAACGAGGUGCUCGGCGGCCGCGGCGGUGGCCGUGAUCUCGUUGCCCAAGGCACUGCUGACGACAGCACAAAACUGACGCUUGCCCAGGAGGCCGCCCGCGCCUACAUUGAGGAGCGUCUCUCCGCUUAGGAAGGGAACACCGGUGCAUGCAGGCAUCCACCGACACACACUGCAUGGCAUGCACGGCGUGAUGCAAUGACGUCUGUCGUGAACGUCGUAUGUGUUUGUUGGAUGUGUGCUGGCCACGUGUUGCACAUGUGUUGUUAGUGCAACGCGCAGCCACACCUGGUGCACUUCUCCCUUGUCCUCUCUUUUCUUUUGUUGUUUGUGUUUGCUGUUGCGGGCUCACCCCACCCCUUUGUCAUAACCUCUGUCGUUGUUUUACUGGGUUUGUUGUGAAUUGAAGUUGGGGUGGGGGGGGGAAGGGAGGGAAUGGGUUGAUGAGUGGUGACGUAUGACGCAUGACGUGAUCGCGCAUGUGUUGUGUAGCCGCCCUCGCCAACGCUUUGCGUUGAUCAUGGUUUCGCGUCCCUGCUCCACCGCACACCUGUCUCUCCUCAUCUCCCGUUGGCUUUGCUGCACUCCUUUGCAUUCAUUGCCUUGGAUGGCAACUUCAUCGUUUUCUUCAUCCUUCCAUUAGAAACAAAAGCUAUGAA
Molecule: messenger RNA, 3567 nt
Organism: Salpingoeca rosetta
Lineage: Eukaryota; Choanoflagellata; Craspedida; Salpingoecidae
Product: alanyl-tRNA synthetase
Exons: 27
Coding region: 173-3040 (955 amino acids)
Biological process (GO): tRNA modification; alanyl-tRNA aminoacylation
Cellular component (GO): cytoplasm; mitochondrion
Molecular function (GO): ATP binding; nucleic acid binding; alanine-tRNA ligase activity
Source: RefSeq, a predicted model, not a curated record